AUGUCAGUAGCUGCAUUAUUGAAAGCCUCUAUCUAUCCUGCUAUCUCUAAAGACAAGAAAUAGGUAGCCAUAGGAGAGGCUAAGAUGACAUCUCAGAUUUGGUUUUCCCAGAAAUGGAACAUGAGGCUAGGGGUAGUGCCAAGUUAUUCAUGUGUCAGAUUAGAAAUCUUGAUGCUAUUGAUUUUUCUGCUGAGCAUGUACUGUCACCUUGGAUCAGUAUAUUACUCUUUGUAUGAAAUCAUUAUUCCUAAGAGGCUAACAGUCCAAGAAAGGGAUAACCCAGUGGGAAAAGAAUCUUAUAUGCUGUUUAUGCAAGGCCAGAAGCAGCUGGUACACCUGAAGGUGAAGAGAGGCUAUUCUGUGGAUAACUUUCCAGUCUACAGUUACCACAAUGGUAGCCUGCGGCAAGAGAUGCCUUUCAGCUUGCAUGACUGCCACUAUGAAGGCUACAUAGAAGGAGUGCCCGGUUCCUUUGUUUCUGUCGACACCUGCUCAGGCCUCAGGGGCGUCCUGGUUAAGGAGGAAACAUCCUAUGGCAUCGAGCCCAUGGUCUCUUCUGAACGGUUUGAACAUGUUCUGUACACCAUGGCACACCAAGGUCGAAUCUCCUGCAGUGUCACGUCCAAAAACAGCCAAGGGGACGCCAGGCAGCGGCAAAGGAGCAGGAAGCCUCAACAUGUGCAGGAGACCUCUUUCUUGUGGUCACACACCAAGUAUGUGGAGAUGUUUGUCGUGGUCAACAACCAGAGGUUCCGGAUGUGGGGCAGUAACAUCAGUGAGACCGUGCGGGCAGUGGUGGACAUCAUUGCCCUGGUCAACAGCUUCACCAGGGCCAUCAACACGGAGGUGGUGCUGGCGGGAUUGGAAAUCUGGACCGAGGGGGACCUGAUAGAGGUCCCAGUGGACCUGCGAGUGACACUCAGGAAUUUCAACCACUGGAGGCAAGAGAAGCUCCUCCACCGUGUGAGGCACGAUGUUGCCCACAUGAUUGUUGGGCAUCAUCCUGGAGAGGACACAGGCCAGGCGUUUGUCAACGGUGCCUGCUCCAGUGGAUUUGCGGCGGCCGUCGAGUCCUUCCAUCACGAAGAUGUCCUCCUGUUUGCCGCGCUCAUGGCCCAUGAGCUUGGGCACAACCUGGGUAUUCAGCACGACCACGAGGCCUGCACUUGUGAAGAGAGGCGCUUCUGCCUCAUGCACGCAAAUAUCACUAAACACAGUGGCUUCAGCAACUGCAGCUCCGACUUCUACUACCAUUUCCUUCACGAGCACAGAGGGGCCUGCCUAUUGAACAGACCGUGGCGCCCAAGCCGCCAGCGCAGGGAUGCCCGAUGUGGAAAUGGGGUGGUGGAGCCACCGGAGCAGUGUGACUGUGGCUCCGCUUGUGAUGAUCACCCAUGCUGUGAACCCACAUGUCAGCUGAAGACGUCUGCGCGCUGUAGUGAUGGACUCUGCUGCCAUAGGUGUGAUUUCAAAAGGAAAGGGGUGUUACGUCGUCCUGUUCAGGAUGAGUGUGACCUCCCAGAGUAUUGUAAUGGUAGCUUUCGAGAGUGUCCUGCCGACAGCUACAAGCAAGAUGGCACAUUGUGUGACAGAAUCUACUACUGUUCUGGGGGCCAGUGUAAGAACCCUGAUAAACAGUGCUCCAAAAUAUAUGGGUUUCCUGCAAGAUCUGCCCCUGAAGAAUGUUACAUUUCCAUAAACACCAAACGAAACCGGUUUGAGAACUGUGGCCACGGCACUGGGAAUAACUCAGAGUAUGUUGUGUGUGCAGACGACAAUGUGUUUUGUGGAAAGCUCAUAUGUACUGGUGUUGCCUACUUGCCCCCAGUCAAACCCCAACACACGCUAAUCCAGAUCUUAUGAAGUUAUGAAGAUGACUGGUGCUGGAGCAUGGAUGCCUAUAAUACUGUUGACAUUCCUGACUAUGGGGAUGUGCAGAAUGGCACUUACUGCCCCAACAAGGUCUGCAUGGGUAACACGUGCACUGAUUACACUGUGGCCCAGUACGACUGUGAACCACAGGGCAUGUGUCAUGGGAAAGGAGUGUGCAACAAUCUCCAGCACUGUCAUUGUGAUGAAGGCUUUGCCCCUCCUGACUGCAAAAAACCAGGAAAUGGGGGGGGGGGUAGCGUGGAUAGUGGCCCUGUUGGCAAGCCACUUGAUGAAAAUUUUACUGUAAGUCCAAUUCAUCGUGUUGGCCCCAAGAGUGACGAUACAAAUAUGAAAGUAAUAAUAAUUAUUGUCCCUAUAUGUCUUGUCCAGUUAUUGUGUGGUCUAAUGCUAAUUGCCUGCCUCUGGUAUAAAUACAGGCAGUGGUGGCAACUCCAUUAUCAGGAUUCAGAAGAUUCCUCAGAAAUCCCAUCAGAGGUGAGUCUAUCAGAGGAACAACCACCUGAAAGAGCUCCACCUCCAGAAGGAGCCCCACCUCCUGAAGGUGCUCCACCACCUGAGGCAGUCCAAACACUAGCAGGUGCCCCACUUCCAGAAGGGGCCCCACCAGCAGCAGCUGCUCCUCCAGCUGAAGCGGCCCCCCCACCACCUGGGGCAGCCCCUCCACCUCUACCACUUUAACAGGUUCUAUCAUCAAAGGCCACAGGAGAGCCAAAAGAGGAUGCAGAUGAGGAACGUGAAAAAUCAAAGGCAGAAACUUAGUGGAGGAUGAAGCCAUAAACAUUCAGGCAUUGUGGAAAUGAAAAGUACAGGGAAGCAAAUUGGAAGAGAGAAAGGAUAUCUGCAGUGGCUCUGGCUGGACUCUACCACAUUAAUGGGAGAGAUGGGAUUAUCCUACUUUCAGCACUCAUUUAGUAUGUUGAUUCUAUUUCCAUAUGUAAAAUAACAUAUAAUAUGCUAUAUUUUUCACAUUUCCUGAAUCAAUUUAAGUUCUUGUGUAUCACUGCUAUCGAUGUCUUGCGUAACAGGGCCAGUUUGAAAUCACUUAGAAAUGGUCUUUCAGAGCCUACAUGUGAUUCCAUCUGCAUCACUUAUCAUAAUGGAUUAGACCUCAGUGAUAGCUGUUCUCUUAUGACUGUUUUAAUGUAAUUGCAGUAUUCUAAAUUGCCCUGCCAGUUUCUGUUUAUA
This is a messenger RNA of Jaculus jaculus (lesser Egyptian jerboa), 3078 nucleotides long. RefSeq names its product disintegrin and metalloproteinase domain-containing protein 1-like. Gene Ontology annotation, molecular function: metalloendopeptidase activity. The record is from RefSeq and is a predicted model, not a curated record. Gene Ontology annotation, biological process: male gonad development; proteolysis; binding of sperm to zona pellucida. Gene Ontology annotation, cellular component: external side of plasma membrane; sperm head plasma membrane; plasma membrane. Lineage: Eukaryota; Metazoa; Chordata; Mammalia; Rodentia; Dipodidae.